This is a messenger RNA of Gastrolobium bilobum, 858 nucleotides long. RefSeq lists its product as uncharacterized. The coding region runs from base 1 to 858 and encodes 285 amino acids. The transcript has a single exon. Lineage: Eukaryota; Viridiplantae; Streptophyta; Magnoliopsida; Fabales; Fabaceae. The record is from RefSeq and is a predicted model, not a curated record.
AUGCAAAAGGAUGACAUUUUCCUUUUUCUUCUAAUUUAUGUGGACGACAUAGUCCUAGUAGGAAAUAAUUCUCAAGCCUGUAAGGCAGUGAAGGAUUAUUUAAACAAUUGUUUCAAGAUCAAGGACUUAGGAAGCUUAAAAUACUUCCUUGGAAUCGAAAUAGCUCGAAGCAGAGAAGGAAUAUUCAUGUGCCAAUGCAAAUACACUCUCGAUCUACUACAGGAAUCGGGUCUCAGCGGCAGCAAACCUGCCAAUUCACCAAUUGAGCAAAACCAUCGACUUGGACUUGCAGAAGGACCAGACUUUGAUAAUCCUGAACGAUAUAGACGCAUAAUCGGGAAAUUAAUCUAUCUCAACCUCACACGGCCAGACUUAAGUUAUGCUGUCCAUGUCCUCUCACAGUUUAUGCAACAGCCAAAACAGGCUCACUAUGAUGCAGCUAUGCGAGUCCUUAGAUACCUCAAACGAAAUCCAGGACAAGGGAUCCUCUUGAAGUCCGAAUGUGAUUUAAAAUAUCAUGCAUAUUGCGACUCUGACUGGGCUACCUGUCCUCUCACACGCAGGUCUGUUACAGGUUACUUCAUCAUGUUAGGAGAGUCACCAGUAUCAUGGAGAACGAAGAAACAGGUGACCGUAGCUCGAUCUUCAGCAGAAGCCGAGUAUAGAGCCAUGGCAGUCGCCACAGCAGAGCUUGUUUGGCUAGAAGGGUUCCUUGCUUCUCUUGGCGUGGCUCAUACCAACCCAAUGGAGCUAUUUUGUGACAACAAAACGACUCUACACAUAGCUGCGAAUCCAGUCUUCCACGAGCGUACCAAACACAUAAAGCUUGACUGCCAUUUCGUCCGGGAGCAUAUUUAA